Pterocles gutturalis (yellow-throated sandgrouse) is the source of this 2059-nucleotide messenger RNA. RefSeq names its product protein phosphatase, Mg2+/Mn2+ dependent, 1A (gene PPM1A). The coding region runs from base 14 to 1162 and encodes 382 amino acids. The record is from RefSeq and is a predicted model, not a curated record. Gene Ontology annotation, cellular component: cytosol; nucleus. Gene Ontology annotation, molecular function: manganese ion binding; magnesium ion binding; protein serine/threonine phosphatase activity. Lineage: Eukaryota; Metazoa; Chordata; Aves; Pterocliformes; Pteroclidae. Gene Ontology annotation, biological process: negative regulation of canonical NF-kappaB signal transduction; protein dephosphorylation; positive regulation of canonical Wnt signaling pathway. The transcript is spliced from 5 exons.
AAGGAAAGUCAUCAUGGGAGCAUUUUUAGACAAGCCAAAGAUGGAGAAGCAUAAUGCCCAGGGCCAAGGGAAUGGGCUUCGUUAUGGUCUGAGCAGUAUGCAAGGCUGGCGAGUUGAAAUGGAGGAUGCACAUACAGCUGUGAUUGGUUUGCCAAAUGGACUCGAUGGAUGGUCGUUUUUUGCUGUAUAUGAUGGGCACGCUGGAUCACAGGUUGCCAAGUACUGCUGUGAGCAUUUAUUAGAUCACAUCACGAGCAACCAGGAUUUUAAAGGGCCAGAUGGGCCACCAUCUGUGGAAAGUGUAAAGAGCGGCAUCAGAACAGGUUUUUUGCAAAUUGAUGAACACAUGAGAGUCAUCUCCGAGAAGAAACAUGGCGCAGACAGAAGUGGAUCAACAGCUGUGGGUGUCAUGAUUUCUCCCCAACAUACAUACUUUAUAAACUGUGGAGACUCGAGAGGUUUACUUUGUAGAAACAGGAAGGUUCACUUCUUCACACAGGAUCACAAACCAAGUAAUCCCCUGGAGAAGGAGCGUAUACAGAAUGCAGGUGGCUCUGUAAUGAUUCAGCGUGUGAAUGGCUCUCUUGCUGUUUCAAGGGCACUUGGGGACUUUGAUUACAAAUGUGUCCAUGGGAAGGGUCCUACAGAACAGCUAGUCUCACCUGAGCCUGAAGUUUAUGAAAUUGAGAGAUCAGAAGAAGAUGAUCAGUUCAUCAUACUGGCUUGCGAUGGUAUCUGGGAUGUUAUGGGAAAUGAAGAGCUGUGUGACUUUGUAAGAUCCAGACUUGAAGUCACUGAUGACCUUGAGAAAGUUUGCAAUGAGAUAGUUGACACCUGCUUGUACAAGGGAAGUCGAGACAACAUGAGUGUGAUAUUGAUCUGUUUUCCGAAUGCACCAAAGGUAUCACCAGAGGCGGUGAAAAGAGAGGCAGAGUUGGACAAGUACCUGGAAAGCAGAGUAGAAGAGAUCAUAAAGAAGCAGGGUGAAGGAGUCCCAGACUUAGUCCACGUGAUGCGUACAUUAGCAACUGAGAGCAUCCCAAACCUCCCGCCGGGGGGUGAAUUGGCAAGCAAACGGAGUGUGAUUGAAGCAGUUUAUAACAGACUGAACCCCUACAGGAAUGAUGAUACUGAUUCUGCCUCAACUGAUGAUAUGUGGUAAAACUGCUCACCUAGCUGUGGAGUUCACGUUUCAUCCUUCAAAUGAAAGUGCAGCCCAACCUCAGUGACCCUUCUUAACAUCCAUCCUCAACCUUAAUUAAAGAAGGGAACAUGAUGUGUUGGUGAGAGCGACUACAGCAGUACGACAUCUAGCCCAGGAACUGAUCUUUUUUGUAAAAGACUUCUGUAAACGUGAUUUCAAACCAUAAUUCAUGUUGUAAAUCAGACUCCAGCAAUUUAUGUUGUAUGAUUUUGUUUUUGUAAAGUGCAAUUGUCUUUGUACAAAAUGCUCAUAUUUAAUUAUGAACUGCUUUAAAUCACUAUAAAGGUUAGAAGAAAUGUUUGGCUUGUGUGAUGCAACAAUAUAUAUCCCUUUAAAUUCAUGUUGUGGUUUUGGAUUGCAAGGAGCAGCAGCCUAGCCAGCUAGGUGCUCAAGAGGUGCACAAAACUGUAAAGAUAACUUUUUGUUUUAUAUGAAAGCUGUGGGCAACUUACCAGAAAUUACAGUGUGAGAAUUUGCUUGGCAAUGGAAAAAAUAACUAAGAGUAGUGCACAUUCUUCAACAAAUGUAUCUUGUUUUCUUGGACACACUCCUGCUCUCACAUUGAGUUAAAGGGAGUUCUGAUCUUGACUUCAGUGGGAGUUAAAUCAUGCCCUAUUAAUAGUAUCAUGUUCAUACGUGUAAAAACCUUGGGAUUAGAAUGCCUUGAUUCUUUGCACCUCUUUUUUCAUUAACCCUUACCUGAAACUACUAAUCACUGAGCAUGAACAGGCAGCUUUCUACAUACAGUAGGAGUCUGCAGCAUUUUUACAAUCCUGAUUGGCUGGGUCUGCUGCUGUUCCAAGUAAAAUACUUUGAAUUCCAUUUUAUCAAUAAAGCUUGAUUUAACAAACAAGA